Nymphaea colorata (pocket water lily) is the source of this 1814-nucleotide messenger RNA. RefSeq names its product U-box domain-containing protein 21. Gene Ontology annotation, biological process: protein ubiquitination. The coding region runs from base 101 to 1447 and encodes 448 amino acids. NCBI's taxonomy places the organism in Eukaryota, Viridiplantae, Streptophyta, Magnoliopsida, Nymphaeales, Nymphaeaceae. The record is from RefSeq and is a predicted model, not a curated record. Gene Ontology annotation, molecular function: ubiquitin protein ligase activity. The transcript has a single exon.
CUCAGACGCAAGUAGGGAGACUGGACUGGACUCCGAGUUCCGGUCGCUCGUCCUUAUUUAUGUUCCUCUGGCCAACAACGCCUACAUACUAACCAGCUCGAUGCCGCUGUGGAGAAUCCGAAUGGGGUCCGGAAGGAGCAAGUCCGGCGAGAGGCUGUCUGGCAAGACUGGGCCGCCGGCGGUCGACCUCUCCGAGGUCGUCAUACCCCCUGCAUUCCGGUGCCCCAUCUCGCUUGACCUCAUGAAGGACCCCGUCAUCCUUUCCACCGGCAUCACCUACGACCGGCAAAGCAUCGAGAGGUGGCUCGACGACGGCAACCACAUCUGCCCCGUCACCAAGCAGCCCCUCCAAAGCUCCGAACUCGUCCCCAACUACUCGCUCCUUCGGGUGAUACAGAGAUGGUGCGUCGACCACCCAUCCGCGGGAAUCGAAAGGAUCCCCACGCCUCGGGUACCUGCUUCUCGGUCUCAGGUCGCCGAGAUGCUCUCUCAGGUGGAGAUUGCGAGCCGGCGCGGCAGUCCGCCCAGCUUCGCGACCGCCGUGGAUCGGAUUCGGCUUCUGGCGAGAGAGAACGAGCGGAACCGGCGGUGUGCUGUGGGAGCCGGCUCGGGUGCGGCUCUCACCGCAGCUCUCGCGGCCUUCUGUGAGAGGUUCGCGGAGGCGGAGGGGGAUGUGGAGCCGAAUGCGGCCGUUGAGGCGGCGCUGGCUGCUGCGGCAGCGGUGAUGCCGCUGGACGCUGAAGCAUGUUCCCGGGUGUGGACUCGGUCGUGCAUGAGGCGCCUGGGUAGGGUGCUUCAAGGGGGCAGCCUGGAGGGGAGGAAGAACGCGACGUCGUUUCUGAGGGCCGUUCUGGAAGACGAGGUGGAGGUUGCAAAUAACAGGAAGAUUUUGGAGUCGACUCCGGCGCUGGUGGAGGGGCUCGCAAGGGCAGUUCGGGAGCCGAUCUGCCCGUCGGCGACGAAGGCCUCGUUGACGUCCAUCUUCCGGAUGGCGUCCGCCAGCGACCAGAUUGCGUCCCGGGUCGUGGACUCCGGCUUGGUGCCCGUGCUGCUGGAGACGCUGGCCGAGUGCGAGCGCGGGGUGUGCGAGAAGGUGCUGGCGGUGCUCGACCUGGCGUGCGCGUGCCGAGAGGGGAGGAAGCGGGCGUGCGAGAACGCGUUGGCGGUGCCUGUGCUGGUGAAGAAGGUGCUGAGGGUGUCGGAGGCGUCGACGGAGCUGGCGGUGUCGGUGCUGUGGAGGCUAUGCAAAGGGGCGAGGGACGACGCCGUGGUGACGGAGGCCCUUUCGAUGGGGGUGUUCCAGAAGCUGCUGUUGCUGCUGCAGCUGGGCUGUGGGGAAAGGACCAAGGAGAAAGCUACGGACCUGCUGAAGAUGAUGAACGCCUACAGAGACAGGGGCGACUGCGUUGACUCCGGCGACUUCAAGGAGGUCAAGCGGCCGGUCUGAACCUGACUUGCCCUCCGGCUUCCCGGAUAAUCUCCGAGUAGUCUCAUUCUAGCGUGGUUGUUUCCUUGUAUGGAGCAGGAAGAGUGCCUACUCCGAUCGAGUGACCGGGUGGCAGGUGUUGCCUCUGUUUUAUCAUGGUUGCAGCCAGGUAUUUGUUGAUACUUCAUCGUUCAUUUUGUUCAUGGUUUGUAAGAGUGUGUAGAAGAGAUCAGGCUUAUACGUAUUCGACAAUUUGUUGAGAGAGGUAGUCGGAUAAAGAAAUGUACAGAUAAAGCUGUCGAUGAUACUUGAACAGUUGAAAUGAAAAGAUUGUAACAUAUCACCGUAGGGAUUUGAUAAUUCCGUUUUGUGGAAGUGUUUUGGAACU